Messenger RNA from Thamnophis elegans (Western terrestrial garter snake), 1545 nucleotides. It is a transcript of the gene CFAP53, whose product is annotated as cilia and flagella associated protein 53. Bases 1 to 1545 code for a protein of 514 amino acids. The record is from RefSeq and is a predicted model, not a curated record. The transcript has 8 exons. NCBI's taxonomy places the organism in Eukaryota, Metazoa, Chordata, Lepidosauria, Squamata, Natricidae.
AUGAUGGACGAUCGGGGCCGCGUGUAUCGGGAGGUGAAGGGCCCCAAGCCGUACGUCGUGGCCCUGAAAGCCAAGUUGCCCAAUACAAGUGAGGAUAGCCAGAAGCAACUGUUUUAUUGGAGGGCUCAGGAAGCAAAGCGCCAUGAAUAUGCCCGCUAUGCCAAAACCCACGAAGUUGGGAUCGUUAAGGGUAAAAUGGAGGAGAUCAGCGAACAGAAACGACAUCACCGGGAGGUUCAGAAGAGAAUCGGCAUAGAAAUGCAGGCUUAUCUGGCUGGUGAAGAAGAAAGGAAAGAAAGACUUCGGGAUCUCCUGGAAGCUGAAGAGAAGGGCUUCAUUGCCGAAAUGGAAUCGCAGGAAGAAACCAUCGAGGGACAGCAGAACAGCAUGAGAAUGAGAGCCAAGGAGCUGAGGGAGAAGCGGGAAGAGGCUCGGCGGAAACUAGUGGCAGAGAAACGGGAACUGCAGUUUCGAGAAACCUGCGAGGAGUUGCGGAGGUUGCUAAGCCAGCAGCACCUGAAGGAGGUGUGUAAAGACCGCGUCACCCAGCUGGCCCUGAAGGAGGAGCUGAACAAGCAGAAGGAGAUGGAGGAGGCCAUGUACAUCGCUCUCUGGGAGGAGGACCGGUUAGCCAAGGAGAAACGAGCCUCUGAGGAGGCCAACAAGCGGUCCGGUUGGAGGGAGGAAAUGAUUAGUGCGCUCAACGCCCAGAGGGCCAUCGCGGAUGCUCAAAGGGACGAGGCUAGGCGACUGAAGGAAGAAGAGGCGAAACUGAUGGAGGAAGAACGGCAGCUGAUCAAACUGGAGAAUGAACAAGCCGAGAUAGAAAGGCGACAGAAGCUGAGAGAUUGCAGAGAUAUGUUGCUGGAUGCCAUGAAGAGGAAAGCAUGGCGUCUCAAUGAAGAAAGACAAAAUGAGCUUGCUUUAGAAAAGAAGAUCUUGGAUCACGUCCUGCAAGAAUCCCUGGAGGACACAGAGAGCCAAAAACAAAGGAAGAGGGAACUCUUUAACGAGCAGCAGAUGUAUCAGGCCUACCUGGCUCAGCAGCGGGAAGAAGACAAACGACAGGAAAGGGAGAUGGACCUGUUGAGGGCCGAGGAUGCUGCAAAAAUGUGGGCCAAGAGAGCUGAGAAGGAAAGGGCCCUGAAACUAGCCAGAGAUCGGUUACUCAAAGAGGUCAUGGACACAAGGAAGCUUCAGAUUGAGGAGAAAUUGCGGAAAAACGCCAAGGAGCAGGAAGAUCUUCUACGGGAUAAGGAAUUAUUAAACGCAGCCAUCCAGGAAUGCCAACAGCUAGAACAAGAGACCUACACAAGGCGUUUGCAGCAAUCGAAACACCACCGGGAAGAACUGCGUGCUCAGAUAGAUCACCGCAAGGAAGCCCGUGAAAUGGAAAAGGAGGAGGAGCGCCGUGAAUAUGCCCUGGCAGAGGAAGCGGAAAAGCUUUAUCAUCAAAAGAUGGCAGAUAUCCUUUCCAGACCAUACAUGAAGUUGAAAUUUCUCCACCCUUUAAGGAGGCAACUAGUCAUUAACUCUAAGAGUUAG